AUGUCUGCCAUGCCCGACCCGGAGCCGCAGGAACGCCCGCGGAAGAGGCGCCGCCGCACGGUGGCCUGUACGCAGUGCCGCAGCAGGAAGCUCAAGUGUGAUCGCGAGUAUCCCACCUGUAGCCGGUGCAUCAAGAGCGGCACGCCCGCCAAAUGCACCUACGAGGACGGCUUCCUGUGGCAGCAGCCCAAGACGGUCGCCUCGUCCGGCCUGACCGAUCGCUUCAGCAGCCGCAUCACGCUGCCUCCGCCCAGCGGUAACGCGCCGGCCGCCGCGACGUCUCCAGAUGCCACCCCCGCGGCCUCCAAUCCGCCUCCGACGGUCUCCGCUGCAACAGCUGGGCCCCCCAGAGCGCGGUUCCUGGACACCGUCCUGGGCACGUCCAAUCCCAUGGUCAAUCGCUGGCCGCGCACUCCGGACGGAGAGUCCUGGCAUACGGCCUCCCAGCAGCGCAAGUCGGAGGAUCACCCGCCCGCCUCGCCUUCGCAGCAGCUGGACCUGCCCAACAAGGUGAUCAUCCGCGGCAAAGAGACGAAAACCCGCUUCAAUGGAGGCGGGAUCAUCGCCAAUCUGAUGCUCCAAUUCCCUCAGCUGAAGCCCUUCAUGGCGGAGCUCAAGUCGUCCAAUCCGUCCAUCAAGCGAGUGCGCCGGAAUCUGGAUCUGGACGCCGUCAAGCGAGGCCAUCACAAGGCCAAGUUAAAGGAGCCCAUCCCCAUUCCGGACACGGAAACGCUGCUCUCCCUGCUGCCGCCGCGCCCGGCCGUAGAGGAGCUGUUCGGAUUGUAUCUGCUCUACGUCGAGUCGACCCACCGCGUGAUCCAUAUCCCCUCCUUCCGCCAGGAGAUGGAGGAGAUGUGGGCCAAGAAGGACAAUCCGGACUUGGUCUCGGCGCCCUUCGUCGUGCAGCUGCUCCUCAUUCUCGCCUCGGCAGCUGGCUUCUUUGAAGCCGAGCGCCCGCCCGAGAUGGCCAACUCCGCCAUCAGCCGGUCAUUGCGCGUGCUGGACUGGAUUCGCUAUGCGGAAAAAUGGAUCGACAACUCCAACAUCAAGCGACCCGACCUGACGGUGCUCCGCAUCCGUUGUUUGCUCGUCAUCGCCAAGAACAACCAGGGUCUCAAUCGCAGCCGUGCGUGGCUGUCCACGGGCAUGUUGGUCAAGCUGGCCAUGCUAGCCGGCUACCACCGGGAUCCGGACAACAUCCCCAAGAUCACCGUCUUCAGCAAGGAAAUGCGGCGACGGAUCUGGGCCACGAUCAUCGAGCUCGAUCUGCAGGUCGCUCUGGACAGGGGGAUGCCGCCCACCUUGCAGCCAUCCGACUUUGAUACCGCGCCGCCGUUGAAUAUCAACGACGACGAGGUGAAUGAGAAUACGGUCGAGGCUCCCCGGUCGAGGCCGCUGCACGAGGUAACGGACUCGACAUUCCAGUGUGUGCUCGCGCAGUCUCUUCCCCUGCGGUUAAGGAUCUGCGCUUUGAUGAACUCUCCUGUCGUGUCGUGCUCGUACGAGGACAUCCAGAGAUUGGAGUGGGAGUUGGGCCGCUUUCAUGCCAGUCUCCCGACGUGGCCGGCGGCCUCAGACAGUCAAUUGAAUCACAAACUUAUUCUGUGGAGGGCGCUUCUGGAGACAAAGUUAGGCCAAGGACUCCUCGCCAUCCAUACUCCGUUCGCCAUUGAGGCCAAUGAGGAUCCCCUGUUCGAACCGUCCUCGCGGGCGCGCCUCGAAGUCGCGACCGUCAUCCUGUCCAGACAGCUCCGGUUGCACGAAAUAUCGAUGCGGCUGUCUUUCAGUCAUCUGUCUGAUAGCACCCUCCAGGCGAGUCUGUCGAUAUUACAACAUCUAUACGCGACGAGAACCGGCUACACCUCGAGCUUGCUCCGGCAGGUAUUACCAGGGAUCACAGAAUCCCUUCUUGAUCUCGUCGAGAAGACCCUAGCGUGUAUGGAGACCAAGCUCCUCCUCAUCGUGAAGGGCGCGAAGCAAUUUUUCUUUCUGCACAUGAUCCUGGCCCUGGUCAAGGCGAAGCUCUGGCCUGACCAGGCAGAAUCCCUCAAGAAGGGAGCCAUCGACCGGAUCGGCGUGAUUGCAUACAGUCUGCUAGCGCAUCACUCAGACGGCUCAGCGAAUGAUGCCGAGGGGGUUCCGAGUCUGGCGUCCGGCUCUGUCCCGACUCCGCAUGAUAGCACCAGUGCGAGUGCUUUUGACGGGACCAGUCUUCCUGAUCUUGCGAUCACGGUAGGUUGGUACUACUUAACUCAAUUCUUAGGACUAGCUAGUUACGUUGCUGUUACUGUCAUUUUUACUGCGGCAUAUUCGCUGGGGAUUUUCGUCUUGUUUUUUUUCUUUUACUACUUCUUGAUCUCUGUCUCAAAGAGUGGACUGCGCUGCCGGAAAUCAAUCAACUUUCUUGAAGCACACGCACAAGCACACGGACAAGGUGGAUUUGGUGUCGUGCCUUCUUAUCCUCUGUCCCUAAACACUCAAGUUUCAAACCCGGAUCAACCAUUCGACUUCUACUUCGAGGGGCCUAUACAGAAGAACCGCCGCAAUGGACAAACAUCUUUGGUCCGCAGACCAAGUACCUACUCUCAGCAUCGACUUCCCGUGUCGUCGCUGAAAUCUGGAAUUCAACUCUUCAUCAUGAACAACUCCGUCAACGUUCUCACCGAGGAAAGCGACAGUUAUUUUGUGAUGUCCUCAGCCACCAACGUUCCCAGAGUGGCCGACACACCCACUCUAUGGGACGAGGAAAACAGGCGGUUUUUAUGCUGUGAGAAUGGGCACAGGUCCAAGGACACUUGGAGCAGGGGAGAGUCAAGAAGGACGGGGGAAGUCCAUCCUGAAGCAUUUUUCGAACAUUUUUUGAUGCUGCUCGGUGAUUCGCUAUACUGA
Messenger RNA from Rasamsonia emersonii CBS 393.64, 2889 nucleotides. Its product is annotated as C6 transcription factor. Bases 1 to 2889 code for a protein of 962 amino acids. Gene Ontology annotation, molecular function: DNA-binding transcription activator activity, RNA polymerase II-specific; RNA polymerase II cis-regulatory region sequence-specific DNA binding; zinc ion binding. The transcript has 12 exons. The record is from RefSeq and is a predicted model, not a curated record. NCBI's taxonomy places the organism in Eukaryota, Fungi, Ascomycota, Eurotiomycetes, Eurotiales, Trichocomaceae. Gene Ontology annotation, cellular component: nucleus. Gene Ontology annotation, biological process: regulation of transcription by RNA polymerase II; DNA-templated transcription.